Molecule: messenger RNA, 962 nt
Organism: Frankliniella occidentalis (western flower thrips)
Lineage: Eukaryota; Metazoa; Arthropoda; Insecta; Thysanoptera; Thripidae
Product: putative zinc finger protein 702
Exons: 2
Coding region: 1-750 (249 amino acids)
Biological process (GO): regulation of transcription by RNA polymerase II
Cellular component (GO): transcription regulator complex; PcG protein complex
Molecular function (GO): DNA-binding transcription factor activity, RNA polymerase II-specific; RNA polymerase II cis-regulatory region sequence-specific DNA binding
Source: RefSeq, a predicted model, not a curated record
AUGUCUCGAUAUGUCAAUGAUGGUGAAUUGCAGACCGCCCGCUCCCCGCAGCCCACAGGUGAGCUGUGCAAGUCUGAUGAAGAGGUCGAGGAGAAGAUCGCCGAGCUCGAGGGUGGUGAGCAGCUGGGGCUGGUGGUGAUCAAAUGUUACUCGCUCAACCGCGCAGAUGCUCACGAGAGAUGUGACGGAGAAGGACUCGAGGAUGAGCACCGUGAGAUCGGUGGGCAGGAGGCGGCCGAGGACGAAGGUGGCUCCGGGCGCCAGGAUGACGGGGAGCAGCAGAGGAAUCCAAUGCGGAAGAGGCGUGUCCGGAGCGACACAAAGGCGUACGAGUGUGUAGGAUGCAAGAAGGGUUUUAGUUGUAAAAGUCUUCAUGAUAGGCACGUCAAAACCCACACUGGCGAGAAACUGUAUAAAUGUUACGUUUGCAGAAAGAGUUUUCGCCUGAAACAUCACCUUAAAUACCACGUCAGGACCCACACUGGCGAGAAACCGUAUGAAUGCGACACAUGUAGCAAAAGGUUUACACGGAAACAUAAUCUUGAGUACCACGUAAGGACCCACACUGGCGAGAAACCAUAUAAAUGUGACGUUUGUAACAAGGGUUUUAGUGUCAAAUAUAAUCGUGACACGCACGUCAGGGUCCACAGCGGCGAGAAACUAUUUAAAUGUGAUAUGUGUAGCAAAAGUUUUUCGCAGAAAGGAGCCCUCGACAAUCACGUUAGCAGAACCCACGCUGGCGAGAAAUAAUAUUGUGGCAUUUGUAAGAAGAGUUUUAGCACCAAAUGGCACCGUGAAUGCGAUUUCUAAAUCCACGAUUGUUACGAGCCAUAUAGAUGAAGCACCUGUACAGAGCUUUUCCGACACAGUUAAAUAUUGCUGCCUGAAUCUCCAGGACUACAUUUUUAGUAUGGUUAAUUAUAUUGUAGGAAUCAUUAGUUUUAAUUUCUGUGAAAAGUUUC